AGUCAGUGAGAGGAAGCGUUCUGUGUGCUUAGGGCUGUGUUACGUGCGGGACAUACUAAGUAACGACUGCGCGUGUGUGUAUAUAUAUAUUGAAGAAAAGCACCCGUUUUGUUCGCCCUGACAGCUCCAGUCCGAGUUGCACCUGAACGCAGCGCCGCUGCUGACCACCUCCUCCGCGGCUGUCUCUCUCUUGCGGGGACUUUUCACGGGGGACGGCGGACAAGGACACAAUGCCACUCCGGGAGUCACUCACCCAGCGGUGUUUCGGGACGGGGUAGAAUACAAAGAAAACACUGUGCGCCGUUUCAAAUAUCCACUUUGGGAUCUACCUUCCUACACAUCUGGAUUUUCUUCUUCCUCUUCUUCUUCUUCCUCUUCUUCUUCUUCUUCUUCUUCUUCUUCUUCUCCUCCUCCAGAGAACAGUUUUCCUCUCCUGAAGAACGGUGACUCACUGCAGGCAGAAGGCGAGCCGCUGCAUCCUAAUCAGACAAGCGGAGAGGUCUCCAGCUCAUUGACAUUACAGUCAUACUUUUCUGGAGCACUCCACCCCCCCCCCCACCCCCCCACUGCGCCGCACUGUAGUCUGCGUGUGCAGCGGAGGCUCGUCGCUUUUCUUCCAGCACGGAGACCCGAAGAGGAGACGGGCGGUAGCCCAGUGAAGUGGUUCGGGGGAUGAAACUCUCCCUGAACCCGGCUGCAACUGAGUGUUUGGCUUUCUGACAGUUGACGUUGUACCUUUCGGACUAUAUUGGCAUGCGGCGGCUCCUUUUUUGGUGGCAUGACUGAACUCUUACAAUGACUAUUCUGUUUGGAGACUGGAUUGCGUUUAUUGCUCAGAUGAGUCUGGGCACUCAGCUGAAUAUAAAUUAGGUGUUCAGCACCACAGAUUGCUGGAAGAGGAAGAGAGAGAGAGAGAGAGACAGAGCAAAGACGACCCACAAAGACAAAUGCCAAGGCAUCACAUGAUGAACAGAACUCUUUAUUUGAUCCCGAUUAACAGAAACGCCAAAUUUGAACAAAAUCUCAACAGGUCCAAGGAAGCGUAAUCGCAACACAGAUUAUAGCAGCUUUUACGGAGUGGGGAUGUAUCUUUCUAUUUUCUUUUUCCUCCUGUUAUGGGCUCAAGCCCUGACACUGAAAAACUUGAAUUACUCCGUCCCGGAGGAGCAGGGUCCGGGUACAGUGAUUGGGAACAUUGCCAAAGAUGCCAGACUCGGAAUCGAACAGGUUGGUCCGGGAGGACAGGGUAAGAAAGCCAACUUCAGGGUGCUGGAGAACUCGGCUCCGCAUCUAAUCGACGUGGACCCCACCAGCGGGCUGCUGUACACAAAGCAGCGCAUCGACAGGGAGACCUUGUGUAAGAGAAACCCCAAGUGCCAGCUCUCCAUGGAGGUGUUUGCCAAUGACAAGGAGAUCUGCAUGAUCAAAAUAGAUAUUCAGGACAUUAACGACAACUCGCCCGCCUUCCCUUCGGAUCAGAUUGAUAUUGACAUUUCUGAAAACGCAAUGCCAGGGACACGCUUUCCCCUGACCAGCGCGCAUGACCCAGAUGCAGGGGAGAACGGCUUGAAAACCUAUCAAAUAACACGCGAUGACUACAAUCUCUUUUCCUUGGAGGUAAAGUCCCGUGGGGACGGGACUAAAUUCCCAGAAUUAGUCAUUCAACGGCCAUUGGACCGAGAAGAACGAAACCAUCACACCCUUAUCUUGUCAGCCACAGAUGGGGGGGAAUAUCCCCGGUCAGGUAGCAUGCAGAUAAAUGUUAAAGUUAUUGAUUCCAAUGAUAACAGCCCUGUGUUUGAUCAGCACUCGUAUGUUGUGGAAAUCCCUGAAAAUUCACCUCCUGGUAAAGUGUUGAUCGAUUUAAACGCCACUGAUCCUGAUGAGGGCAACAAUGGACAAGUAGUCUAUUCUUUUAGUGGCUAUGCCCCAGAGAGAAUCCGGGAGCUCUUUUCCAUAGAUUCCAGAACAGGGGUCAUAAAGAUUCAGGGUGAAAUUGACUACGAAGAGAGCCCAAUUAUUGAGAUUGACAUCCAGGCAAAGGAUCUAGGUCCCAAUCCAAUCCCAGGCCAUUGUAAAGUCACCGUUAAAGUGCUGGACAAGAAUGAUAACUGGCCGUUUAUAGGCUUUGUGUCUGUGAGACAGGGAGCCAUCAGCGAAGCAGCACCUCCAGGCACCGUCAUUGCUCUGGUCCGUGUCACAGACAAGGACUCAGCCAGGAAUGGGCAGCUUCAGUGCAGAGUACUGGGGAAUGUCCCUUUUAAACUUGAGGAGAAUUCUGAUAACUUCUAUACUGUGGUGACGGACAGACCCUUAGACAGAGAGGCGCAGGAUGAGUUCAAUGUCACCAUCGUGGCCAAAGACAACGGCAUUCCUCCUCUAAACUCCACAAAGUCCUUCACGGUAAAGAUUCUGGAUGAGAACGACAAUGUUCCUCUCUUCACCAAGUCAGUUUACCUUCUUCAAAUACCUGAGAACAACAUCCCUGGGGAGUACCUAGGUUCAGUUCUGGCGCAUGACCCAGACCUCGGCCAGAACGGCACUGUGUACUACAGCAUAGUCAACUCCAAUGUGAGUGGGGGUGAUGUCAACACCUAUGUUAAUGUGAACGCUGCCAACGGAGCCAUCUAUGCAGUGAGGUCUUUUAACUAUGAGCAAAUCAAAUAUUUUGACUUUAAGGUUCUUGCGAGAGAUGCAGGCUCUCCACACCUGGAGAGCAACGCUACAGUGCGCAUCAGUGUUCUGGAUGUCAAUGACAACAUUCCUGUCAUAGUUCUGCCCCUGCUCCUAAAUGACACAGCUGAAAUCCAUGUGCCGCGCAACGUUGGUGUCGGCUACAUUGUCACCACGGUGAAGGCGGUGGAUAAUGACUAUGGCGAGAGUGGGAGGCUCACAUAUGAGAUCUCCGAUGGUAAUGAGGAGCACCUGUUUGAGAUUGAUCUAGUGACCGGGGAGGUUCGAACAGCCCACCCAUUCUGGGACGAUGUGAACCCCAUUGUGGAGCUGAUCAUCCGAGUAUCUGACCAUGGCAAGCCAACUCUCACCGCCUCCGCCAGGCUCAUCGUCAAGGCGUCCAACGGACGCCCUCCAGAUGGGCUGCCACGCACAAAGGACAAUCAGAACUGGGACAUGUCCCUGCCUCUUAUUGUAACACUCAGCAUCAUAUCCAUCAUGCUUCUGGCAGCAAUGGUGACCAUAGCAAUCAAGUGCAAGCGAGAAAACAAGGAGAUCCGUACCUAUAAUUGUCGCAUUGCUGAGUACUCGCACCCUCAGCUCGGGAAAGGGAAGAAGAAGAAGAUUAACAAGAACGACAUCAUGCUGGUGCAGAGCGAGGUGGAGGAGCGGGAUGCCAUGAAUGUGAUGAACGUGGUAAGCAGCCCUUCCUUGGCCACCUCUCCCAUGUACUUUGACUACCAGACACGCCUGCCACUCAGCUCACCAAGGUCAGAGGUCAUGUACCUCAAGCCCACUGGCAAUAACCUCAGCGUGCCCCAAGGCCACGUGGGAUGCCACACCAGCUUCACAGGCCCAGUCACCAGCACUACAGACACACCUACUAACCGCAUGUCCAUCAUACAGACGGACAAUUUCCCCACCGAGCCUAAUUAUAUGGGUAGCAGACAACAGUUUGUUCAAAGUAGCUCGACAUUCAAAGACCCGGAGCGAGCGAGCCUCAGAGACAGUGGUCAUGGCGACAGCGACCAGGCUGACAGCGACCAGGACACGAACAAAGGCUCCUGCUGCGAUAUGUCUGCAAAAGAGGCCCUCAAGAUGAAGGCUACGGGCGUGAAACCGCCACCUUUGGAACAAGAUGAGGACUGUGUGAAUUGUACGGAGGAGUGCCGAGUACUCGGUCAUUCUGACCGCUGCUGGAUGCCCCAGUUCCCCGCUGGAGGAAACCAGGCAGAAGGUGUUGACUACCGCAACAACAUGUUCGUGCCAGCAGGCAUGGAGACUGUGCCCGAGACGGAGACCUACGAAACUGUCAACCCCAACGGCAAGAAGACGUUCUGUACAUUUGGAAAAGAGAGGCGUGACCACACCAUCCUGGUCGCUAAUGUCAAGCCCUACUUGAAGGCGAAACGAGCCCUCAGUCCGCUGCUCCAAGAGGUACCUUCAGCUUCCAGCAGUCCUACCAAGGGCUGCUCCACCAUGUCUCCCUGCUCGUCAGUCAAAAGCCCAGCUGACGGAGCUGAAGGCAGACCGCCUCCUGCAACCUGCUCUGGCCACUACGGGCCUCCUGAUGGUCAGUACCUGUCACCAACCAAACAAACCAGAGACCAGGGGGUCUACCCACCCUUGCUUCCCUCAGACCCGGUGGCCAAGGUGCUCGCAGAGGCCCGCUCUAGGAUCAGCCAAGAGGCGACGGGGGAAAUGGAGUGUGUUCUGGAGCAGGCCGAGCCGGACGGGAGCCGUGAUAGAAUGGACGCUGACCAGGUGGUGAGAGACAUCGACAAACUAUUGCAGGACUGCAGAGGAAGUGAGGCCACUGGAACACUCAGGAAGUGACACAAAUGACUGCAAAAAAAAAGAGAGGUAGAGAGAGGAAUAUAAAGCUAUUCUAAAAACUCUCACACCAAAAACUGUCACCAAAAUAAAGGAAGAAGGUUAAACGGCUCUUCUGAUAUGAGCUCUUUUCACUGUAUUUGUUGUUGCCGACAUUGGACGGACGAUGGGAACAUUUAUUAUGUCAGUCAUUUGGCGCCAGUGUGGCGUUAGGAUCCCCGCCAACAAAAAUGAACUGGGUAACAAACAUCUGUAUUCUGCUGAAUUUAUAAACUCUUUUUGUUUUGGAUUCUUAAGCAAAUUGCAGAGGCUUAUGCCUCUGGCACCUCGCAAGCUAUUAUCUAAGUGCCCACCAGCUCAUAAGUGUGUUGUUCAUGGUCUCUCGUGAAACCCUACAUAUCUAAGUGUGUAGGUGGAUUUCUGUUAUGUGUGAUGGCCAUAGAAACUGAAUUAAAAACAAAAAGGACUAUUUAUGGUCAGACAUGACAAUCGAUGCGAAAACAGUGAAACAAAUUUGAAACCGUUUGGGACAGUGAAAGACCGAAAUACACAAAACAACCUUAUCUCUCUUGACUUAAAUAUAGGUGUUUAAUGUGUGAUGGAUACUGUAUCUGAACAUGAAGCGACUGGUUAAUCAGGUGUGUGUUCACAGGGAUUGGUUCUGGACUCGGAGACGGCAAGAGGGGGGGAGGGGGGGGGCUUAAUUGCUACGCUGAAGGGGAAUUAUUAACAGUGUAACCACGUCUCACCUGUCAUUUGUAGCCACAUGUGUACGCUGUGUCUGUCUCACGCCUCUAUUUAAACAUUCAUGUUGCUGACUGGUGUAGUUGCAUGCACCAAGUGUACACACAUUUUACACAUGCGCACCACACUUUGCUCAUACACGUGCUGACACGCUCACAUGCACUGAUGCCCCUACAGACACACACACACCUACACACACACACUAAUGCUUACACACAACUGGCCAUCUGUGUACUUGUCUUAUACAUGGACAUCAUCAGCUUUCGGUCCCUUGUGUACAGUGAAUUAUCAUGUGUGUGACUUUGCCUUAAGGCAAUCACAGGUUGUAUAAAAAGGGACAUUUUUUCAUCAACUGUGAAAAGAUGAAAUCUAUAUGAUUAUAUAGAUGACUAUAUGUAUGAAUUCAUGUAUAGUGUCCAAAUAUUAACUACAUAUUUAUACAUUUUAUAAGAAAAAAAAAUAAAUGAGGAAUCUCAGCAAAGUGUCCUUGAGUUAAGGUCAAGUGUGGGGUAUUAACUCAAAGAACUGCGAAGGACACUGCCAUUGUUUCGAAGACAAAUAUCCAAAAAUAUAAAUAACAAUAAAUUGUCCCUUCACAUUAUCACUAUACAUAAUGUCAUUAUAUGUGUAAAUGUAUCCAAUUUAGAUGUGUUUACAUCAAAAAACUGACAUAUUUUUAUUGAUUUUACUGCAAUUUCUGUGCAUUUGAGCCAAAUUGUUAUGUGUACAAAAGCUAUAUUGUGUAUUUUAUUAAAUUAAUAUAUAGUUGUGUUGCAAUAUACAUGGGCUUAUAUUGUAUUUGGCAAACGUUGCCUUAGUAGCUGUCGAACUCUGUGAGUUUGCUUUAGUUUGGGUUUUUGUUGGUGUUUCUUUUCCUCUCUAUUCUGCGUCUUUGCAGGCUGGCUUCAGUGCUUUUGAGAUGUCGCCUCUUUUUACCCGAAGGUCCAGCUGGAUCAAAUACAAUAACUGUUGAAGCUUAAUGAGCCAGCUGAUUUAGAAUACAAUUCAAACCGACAACAAAAAGCAACAACUGCAAGAUAACAGUUUGAAUAUUUUUACUGAGCAGAUUUUUACAGGGCAGCUAUUUUCUUUAACAAUAUCUAGUGUGCGUAUCUCUUGUGUUCCAUAUGUUUUUACUUUCUCUUUUUUUUUUCUUCCAAAAAAGAAACCUGCCAUAUUGAAAGUGGAGUGGUUUCCUUGGUGAUCAUAAAACUGCCUUACUGUCUCUGCGGAGAGCUUGUUGUAUCUGUGGAGCUUGUGACUGCUUAUAAAGCCCUGGUCCACCAGAAUGUGCAUUUUUCUAUUUAAGGACCCAAAGAGGUUCUUUUUCAGUAGUCUGUGUUGUUUAUGUAUGUACUCCUUCUCAAUACAUGUUAGAAAUCUCCUAUUUUGCAGUGAAACAUCUGAAAUUCUAUCAAAAGUUACUUUGGAUUUGAUGUCUUAGCUGUUUAGGUACACGGUUUAUAUAACCAAGUGUCUUCACAUUCAGGCUUUCUUAAAAGAAAUGAUACAGACAUUUAUUUUUGAAAAUUUUGGCACAUUUCGGCCACUCUCUGAAACAAGGGAGGUGCUUUUUCUAAUAUACUCUGAUAGUAAAUAAAAAAGCAGAACAGUGGGCUAUUAGACUAGAUGUGUUUUGGAAAAUAUGACCGCAAUCACCAAAUCUAUGUUAGAUGCAGCCAUGAGAGGGAACAGCGACUUGCAUUCAUACGGCCCCCGGUGUGUUUAUGGUAAAGUUUUUCUGAGCUGAGUUGGACUCUCGACAGCAGAUAUGAUGUGUUAUAUCUCGCAGACAUGUCACAUCUGAAUAUUUGGGUAUUUCUGUUCUUGCUUCUUUUUCCUAAUCGAGAUACAUGUUUAGACAUUCUCCUGUCAUUCUGCCAUUCUUCUGUAUCUGUUGCCUACUUGCCAUCUUUUUUCUUUUUCUUUUCUUUUUUCAUUCUUCAUUUGCUUACUUUUCUUCUCUUCAGCUGUUUGCUUUCUCGCCUCUAAGGGAGCAAAGCAACUGUUAGCUUUUCUCCUCUCUUUCGUCUGCAAAGUAUUUGGUUUCGGUUUACCCUUGCUCUUUUCCUGGGAGAUGGCAGAGGCUGUUUUUAGAAGAAUCGACGGAGGAGUAAAAUAUUUAUGGUUAUUUUUAAAUGAAACUUUUUCCGCUCUCUCAAAUAUCUGAAUAAAUCAACUAAGUCUGACAUUCACAUCACACAAUCAGUUAAAUUGUGCUUUUCAAAGUGUGCACUGUGACUGUGAUCUUGACAAACAUGUUACAUUUGUGCACACGCAUGCACGCCCACACACACACACACACACACACACACACACUAACACUUGGGCACUUCAGCAGCACACUGCCUUUCACUUAAAUGCAACUUCAUUUAAUUGUUAACCUUAAAAAGGUAAUGUGAAGGCCAAAAGAGAGGUCGAAACACUAGCCAAACAAAUGUGACACUUUUCUUCAUUCUUUUCUAUCUCAUUGUGCUUAGUCUUCAUGCUGGAUCAAGCAUUCUCUAGUGUGUGUGUGUGUGUGUGUGUGUGUGUGUGCGCACGCUUGAUGUGCUUUCAUGCCCCUUAUUCUUUAACUAAACUAUUUCUUUCAUAUUUAAUUUCUGUUACACAUGUACUAUGUGUUCUCCCCUUUAUUUGGGCAUCAAUUAAAACAAAGUACAGAGGUCAACUCAGGACUGUGUCUUUUGCUCAGUCUGGCUGCCACAAGCAGCCACUGUCACACUUCAGGCACAUUUAAAGUGCUGUCCCCUUGAAUGGAGGUCCCCUGGCGGAGCCGCUGUCUACCCUCGCAAACUGUGGGCAGGAAAUGAGCCGGGUCCAGUGGAUGGAAGGUAGUCCUUAAAGCCAUCGCCCCCUUCUCUCAGGCUAUUUGCUGUCUAAUAGAGCGGAGGCUGCUGCUGAGGUCAACACAUAGUUGGAGAUUGAGCAUAAUGCAAGGCCUCUCAUUAUUGUCUAAUUACACACUGUUGGCAUCACACACUGUUUGCAGUGCGUUACUCAAAUCUAGAGUUGGUUAUUUUUGCCCACUUGAGACGGUCGGUUUGACCAAGUGAUUGGGACUUGUUGAAUGUGGUCUCACCGCCUCUGACUGAUGCAGGUGCACACAGACUCAGACAGCCACUGCUUCACACACACAGAAUCAACAUGUCAUUUUGGUUAGUUGAAACAAGCACCCAAUGUUUGUCAGUGUCGUCCCCUCCCCCCUCCCCCCAAGCCCACACUGAUAGCUUAGGGCUCCAUGCUACUAUGGGCAACUGGUUUAAAGACCAGAGACAUUCAUUUGUAUGGAUUAUUUCAACUGCUAUUGUCUAAAGGCUGUGUUCA
Molecule: messenger RNA, 8577 nt
Organism: Cyclopterus lumpus (lumpfish)
Lineage: Eukaryota; Metazoa; Chordata; Actinopteri; Perciformes; Cyclopteridae
Gene: pcdh17
Product: protocadherin 17
Exons: 5
Coding region: 1084-4509 (1141 amino acids)
Biological process (GO): homophilic cell-cell adhesion
Cellular component (GO): plasma membrane
Molecular function (GO): calcium ion binding
Source: RefSeq, a predicted model, not a curated record